Rubroshorea leprosula is the source of this 1088-nucleotide messenger RNA. NCBI's taxonomy places the organism in Eukaryota, Viridiplantae, Streptophyta, Magnoliopsida, Malvales, Dipterocarpaceae. The record is from the annotation of a GenBank genome assembly.
ACUGAUUUCUGAACUGAAAAAGCCUCAGGCCUUUCAUUCCAAAGAAAAAAUGGUUUCCUCACCUUUAAACUGUAAAUCCAAUCUCCAUUCUCGCUCAAACAGCCUACCUUCUAGGCUUCAUCCCCUUUUUCCUCAGAUAGAUGAGCAUCUCACUAGGCUUAUAAGUUCUAGUGAAGCCAGCCCUUCUUCAUCUUCAUUGAUAAGCAAAAACCUAAGCAACCUCAGAGAUGUCUAUGAGAUGGUUGAUGCUUUGCUUCAAUUGCCUCAUGCAGAACAAGCCUUGGCCCAAAAAUGCCAAGAUGAUGAGGUGCUUAAUGGGUCUCUCAGGCUCUUGGAUGCGUGUGGCAUGGCGAAGGAUGCAUUGUUGCAGGCCAAGACAAGCACACCAGAACUUCAAUCAACCCUAGGAAGAAGGGGUGAUGAAGUUGAGUUUGUACAAGACGUUAAGGAAUACUUAGCCCCAAGAAAGAAAACAAAGAAGUCAAUUAACAAGUUUUUGAGAGACUUGAAGAGUAAAUGUGGUUUGACUCACUUGGAAAAUGAUACUGAAGCCAUAGUUAGGAUGUUGAGAGAGUCAAAUUCUAUGACAUCGAAGCUGUUCCACACCAAACGCGUCGCCUGUGACGAAGAAGCAUUACAAAGUAAUGAAUUUGCAAAGGUGGAUGCUGCAUUGUGCACUUUCAUCAUUCAGACAAGAAAAGCUGAUAACAUCAGUGCCAAGAAAGCCCAAAAUGAGUUGCAGAAAUUGGAGUCAAGCAUUGAAGAUCUCGAAGAUGAAGUAGAAAGGCUGACGAGGCAAUUAAUCAAAAUGAGAGUCUAUAUUCUCAACAUCCUCAGCCAUUAAAAUUUUGAAGCAAUUUUCAGCAAAUAGUUGUAUAUGGUUCGGAAAAAUCCUGUAUAGUUAUCUCCAAUUGCAAAUAAAAACUCAAAUUUGAGUUCAAAUCAGCAUUGUUCCUUGUUAUAUUUUCUGCUAGCUGAAUUAUUUACUACAGUGCAAGAAUACAUCUAUGGUGUUCCCAGAACUUAAAAGAUCACAAUGCAAUUGUAAAUUCACUAGAAAAAGUUACUAAUCAAUAUGUCAUGUUUUA